Messenger RNA from Phanerochaete carnosa HHB-10118-sp, 715 nucleotides. RefSeq lists its product as uncharacterized. Lineage: Eukaryota; Fungi; Basidiomycota; Agaricomycetes; Polyporales; Phanerochaetaceae. The coding region runs from base 25 to 537 and encodes 170 amino acids. Gene Ontology annotation, biological process: tRNA methylation; RNA (guanine-N7)-methylation. Gene Ontology annotation, molecular function: tRNA (guanine(46)-N7)-methyltransferase activity. The transcript has a single exon. The record is from RefSeq and is a predicted model, not a curated record. Gene Ontology annotation, cellular component: tRNA methyltransferase complex.
UUCAUUCAACACAUAACUACAGGCAUGGAAAUCCGGGUGCAAGUCUCCCAAUACGUCCAGGAUCGUAUCGCCGCCCUUCGCGCCACGUCCGCGCCCAAUGAAUCCGCCUCGCACGGCCUCUACCAGAACGUCUCAAUCGUUCGCGCCAAUGCCAUGAAGUUCAUGCCGAAUUAUAUCCCCAAAAACUCUCUGUCUUGCCUGUUCUUCCUCUUCCCUGAUCCACACUUCAAAGCUCGCAAGCACAAGGCGCGCAUCAUCUCACCGACGCUGCUUGCGGAAUAUGCAUAUGUCCUUCGUCCGGGUGGUAUCGUCUAUACCAUCACAGAUGUACACGAUCUGCACCAGUGGAUGAAGGCACACCUGGAAGCAUUUCCCUUGUUUGAGCAUGUAAGUGAGGAUGCUCUUCGCGCAGAGGGCAAGGGCUCUAUCCUUGAUGCUGUAUGUAAUAGUACAGAAGAGGGUAAGAAAGUGGAGCGAAAUCAGGGUGAAAAGUGGCUUGCCUGUUUUAGAAGAGUGGUAGCUAAUAGAUGCAAUUAGAUAAUUCACAUUUUACUACUGUAAUGUGCAUUGGUAGUUAACAGACUAUGAGCAUCAUAUUGACUAAGCACAGUUACUGUACUUUUUUGACCUGAACAGUGGCAGAUGUGGCUGUGUGUAAGACUGUCAUUGGGAAUGGCCUCUCACUUGUACUGUGAAUCUGAACUGACUUUAUUUG